AUGAGUGUUCCAUCCAUACCGCUUGAGACCCAGGCUGUGCCCGAAAACCAAGAACAGCAGUAUGUUCACGAGGUCUACAACGAGAUAGCAUCCCACUUUUCCCUGACAAGAUAUAAACCAUGGCCCAUCGUGGAGAAGUUUCUACUGGAACGCCCUGACUACAGCAUUGGAUUAGACGUGGGUUGUGGUAAUGGCAAAUACCUAGGGGUGAACAAAAAGCUAUUUUGUAUUGGCUCUGACCGUUCGGAUGGCUUAAUAGACUGUGCUAGGGAAAAUAGCGAGAAGGGAUUCAACUUGGCUGUUGCCGAUGGCUUGCAUCUACCUCAUGAGGACGGACGGUUCGAUUUCGCUAUUCUGAUUGCAGUGAUUCAUCAUUUUGCCAAUGAACAAAGAAGAGUGGAUGCUAUAGAGCAUAUUCUCACCAAACUUCGAGUUGGUGGACAACUUUUGGUCUACUGCUGGGCCCUCGAACAGGAAAAGUCGAGACGAGGGUACAAGGAAGGUGAUGACCAGGAUAUCUUGAUACCGUGGGUCUUGCAAAAGAAGACCCCAAAGAAGACAAAAAAGAGAAACGGCAGCUAA
Molecule: messenger RNA, 582 nt
Organism: Candidozyma haemuli
Lineage: Eukaryota; Fungi; Ascomycota; Pichiomycetes; Serinales; Metschnikowiaceae
Gene: TRM9
Product: tRNA (carboxymethyluridine(34)-5-O)-methyltransferase
Exons: 1
Coding region: 1-582 (193 amino acids)
Biological process (GO): tRNA wobble uridine modification
Cellular component (GO): nucleus; cytoplasm
Molecular function (GO): S-adenosylmethionine-dependent methyltransferase activity; tRNA binding
Source: RefSeq, a predicted model, not a curated record